Aedes albopictus (Asian tiger mosquito) is the source of this 23760-nucleotide messenger RNA. It is a transcript of the gene pros, whose product is annotated as homeobox protein prospero. Lineage: Eukaryota; Metazoa; Arthropoda; Insecta; Diptera; Culicidae. Gene Ontology annotation, biological process: regulation of transcription by RNA polymerase II. Gene Ontology annotation, molecular function: RNA polymerase II cis-regulatory region sequence-specific DNA binding; DNA-binding transcription factor activity, RNA polymerase II-specific. Bases 4046 to 8374 code for a protein of 1442 amino acids. The transcript is spliced from 6 exons. The record is from RefSeq and is a predicted model, not a curated record. Gene Ontology annotation, cellular component: nucleus.
GAAGGAGGAUUCGAGUGGAGAGGGAGGUGAGAGAGAGCGCGCGAGUGCGAGUUGUGCUAGGGCGCAUGUGCGCCCCUAAAUUUUCUAGCCCCAAGUGCGUGUGUGUGCGGAAGCGGGUGGUUGGUUGUGUGCGUGUAUGUGUGUUGGAGUGGGUGGUGGUGGGUUAGGGGGUGAGCAUUUUCCCCGGCGUCGUGGCCGUCGUCGUCAUCGUCGUCACCGCUGCUGCUGUUGGUGUCUCGUCUGAAGAGAGAGAAUCUUCGGACGAUGAGUCUGGUGGUUGUUGGGAUCGCAGCGCACACGAUGAGAGCGUGUGUGUUCAGUUAGGGAGAGCGAUUGAGCAUCUCUGUGUCUCUGUGCGAGGAGCUCUCGGGUCGGCUUUUGGUUUGGCUGCUUCCCGUGUAAGGAAUAACGGAAAGUCGACGCUCCCCGUAUUCUCAAGUCGUCGUCAGUCGUUAGCCAAAAGUCGGACGAGAUUGCUGCAAAAUUAAAAACAUCUUCGGUCACACGCGCGCAUAUAUUGCAUACACACAGGAGCAAAAAAAGCAAGCAAAGCAAAAAGAAGAAAGAAUAAUAACAAAAAUACUUCCGACUUUAGAGACUUUUACACAGAUGUGUAUAUAUUUUAGUGUGCAUAGCUUAUAGUUAGAUACAAAGUGACCGAAAGGAGCAAGAGCAAAGCCGGACUAUCGUCUCAAGUUAUAACCCCCCUCUUAUAUAUUAUUAUAUAUUCUUUAACUUGGCAAAAUCAUCAUCGUCGGCAAAAACCACCCCUUCGAGAAAUUUUCUCUAUAUAAAAUUUAGUGUAAUUUUCUUCUCUUAAUAAAUAUUUACCCACACACCACCGGGGCGCCUCGUUUCCGUCGUGCGUUCCGUGGAGGCGCCUUUGGCUUCAAUCCUUUGCCUCUCGUUGUGGGUCGGAGUUCGAAGAGAAGAUAGACUCGCCACGCCGUAAGGAGCUGCCAUCAUCCUCGUCGUCCGGCAGGCCGACGUCUUCUUACAUAUUAUCGUCGCUACGGAGAAAGUCGUGCACCACAUCUAUCUCGACUCUCUUACGGUUCGGACCUAAAACGUACACGCGGCGUACAAUUUCUUAGAUUCGUUGUCGGAACGCAAAAAGUAAAAAAAAAUAUAAAAAAAACAAAUUCAAACAAAAUCCAACAUCAGCAAAAAAAUAUCCCGGGAUUCGAGUUUGUGAAAUCAAUUCAAUCAGUUUCGCGAAGUUAAACAAAACAACAAAAACCGUGUUGAACAGCUCUACAACGGCUCUUAAACAUCUCUAAACAGCUCAAUCUGCACUCAGAAAAAAAAAAAAAAAAAAAAAAUCACGAGAUGGAUCACCAGCAAAACCGUGAAUGAAUGAUCGCUGACGCAGAUUCGUUACGUGCGAGGAUUACUACAAACAUCUCCGGUAAAGUGUGUGCUAUUCGGCGGUAUCCUUAGGAAGAAGUUUAAAAAGUGUUGCGCGCAAAAACAAAAAUGAUGGCCUUCAAUCACCAGCUCACGUUGGCCUCAAGUCUGCUGAACUCCAAGGAUAUUGUUGUUGGUGCCACCGGUUCCGGUUCACUGCCUACCGCGACCAUCCUCGGGGCCGUGGCCGGAAGUCCUCGCCGCCGAUCAGUGUUCCCACCCUCAGCGGUGCCAAUCUUGCUUUGAACAAGUUCUUCAGUUGGAUUUUAAGUUAUACAAGAACCAAAUAAACGACUAUAUCUACUGUGUGUGACUCAAUAAACAUGUUCUCAAAAAUGGCAUAUAAAUACAUCAAAACGGCAAGAAUCAUCUUGUUUCAUUAAUAGUGAUAUAAAAUACAUAAAACAAAAGACUUCUGUAUGAUGCUGAAGACCAGAACCAGACAAAAUGAAAAAAUCACGAAAACUGGUCAAACUGUUGCAAAAUGUCAUCCGAAAGAAAUGAGUGAAAAAUUAUGUGAAACUGCAAAAUGGUCAGACAACUACAAUGACGAUUGAUGCGGUUGGCUCCCGUACUGCCAUAGGCCAAACCGAUCCGAUCGAUCAUCGUACCGAAGCUAGAAUAAAAAAAAGUAUGAUAACACGUCUAGUUAAAUAAACUAAACACUAAAACGCAAAUAAUAGCUAAAAACACUGAAGUUUUUUCUCCCCCGAAUUAAAGUAAACAUGGAAUGCGCUCACCACCGGCAACGCCACCUCAAAAAAAUGUUGCGUGGUAGCAGGUAGAAGAAAAAAAAAAAGAAGCAGCAGCAGUAACCCAAACCCCUGAAUUUAGUUUGUCGCAAUUUUUUACUACUGCAAAAAAUCCCCACGACGACCACCGGAAACAAGAACUUCGGAAUCAUCGGAGAAGACCAGUGAGAGUGAAAAUUUUCUGACCAAAGAAGAUCGACCAGAAGAAGAAGAAGAAUCUGAAGUCUGAGUGUAAAGAGUAUCUUUAAGUUUGAGCUAAGAUAAAAAAAAUAAACAAAAAACCAAUCAACAAACACGAAUACAGUGCGAAAUCGAGCGAAGAAGAAGAAACUGUACACACGGAUAAACUAAACUGAACGAAGACAAAAACUGGUAAAGAACCUUAUCUAGUGAAGAAGAAAAAGCAUGACGGUGACAUGUGCCGAAGGAGUGCGAAAAUAGUGUUCUAAGAAGCCACACGAACGCUAAAACUAAGGAAAGUACCCUCGUGGAAACGAGGAAUUCGCCAUCACCAGCGAGUAUUGAACGAAGAGACGCAGAAGAAGAAAACCCCCGGAUUUGACAACAGCCCCCAAACACUGAAAAAAAAAAGACGAAAACAAAAACAAAAAAAAAGUGAAGACAGUAGUGAUAGUGUGUGUGUUAAAAAGAAGAGAAGAAAACUAAGGAAUACUCGUCCCCGCAAAACAUACAAAGUGAGAACAAAACAAAAGAAAAACACGAAGGGAAAAAAAGUGAAAGUGAAUACAUAGGAAGAGAGACUGCAAGUGCAGAGCCAAAACAAACGAACAAAUAUUCAUUUUUAUUCAAACCAAACCCCCCGGUACGUGUAUCACAUGUGUGGAAUAGCAACAACCAAAACCAACCUCCGAUCCAGCUUCCCGUCAAAUCCUCUAGUUGUCCACGUAUUCCCUCACAGUUUUCAGUUUUCAUCCACUCCAGCAUCCCCCCAUCAAACCCCCCGUAACAGAACGUGAUAUCUAAACAGAGUACAAACAACCUCCUCCCUCACAGUUGAUCCUCACCCCCACGAAACCAUAACCUCAAACCUCCCAACAAUUCCCAACCAGUUUUUCUCUAACAACAAAAUUAUAACAUAAUAAAACGUCGUCGUCAUCGUCGUGCUCGUCGAGUUAGAACAAGUCCGCUAGGUCGUCGUCGUCGCAGUCGUCGAAAGAGAAAAGAGAAGGUGGCUGCCAGCAGCAAGGCUGGCAUCAUCAUCCGAUCAUUUUCGUCGUCCUCUUCGUCGUCUAUCUUCGUCGCAUUCAUCGCGUGGACUCUCCCAAAAAAACCCGGAAGGAUUAGUAGAAAAGCUGCAAAGAAGGACGGGUGCAUAGCGCGCGCGGUGGCGAAUCUACGGUGUGAACUGUGAUAAAACAAGCCGGAAACGACUCACCAAACCAAGAAAAAGAAGAAGAAGAAAACGAAACGGUGACGACAAAAGUCGUCGCGUAAGAAAGGAAGAAGAAAACAAAGAAAGAGGACAGUGAGUGUGUGGACGGUUCACAUAUGAUUAUCCCACAUUCAAAUCAACCGAUUCGACUUGUACCCGAAGAUAACCAAAACAGCCAGGUCCAUGCGAUGGAAGGGGAAACAUAAGGCCGGGUUAAGCGAGGGGUACUGUUCGGAAUUGUUGGAAGAAGGGGCACUCGCCGCCAGUCGCCGUUUUCGCCGUCGCCGUCGUCCGCGUUCAAGUCGUCGUAUGAAUCGCCGACGUGGUUCUUGGUAUUGCCAUCGUUGUUGUACCAGUAAUAGUAAGAAUCAACAUCUAGCAGGGCAACGACAACGACAAGAACUACAGCAACAGCAACAACAACCGUGGGGAGGGGAGAGUUUCUCCCACCUUGGUGCGCUGGUCUCUGGGCCAAUAACGUCGUUUGCCACUUAUGAUGUCAUCAGAGGAGGACACUGAUUCUUUCGGUUUGUACGUCGAUAAGUUGCUAAAGAAAAACAAACGAGCCAGACAGCGCGUAGACGCGGGAGAGCCAAGAAAUAGUUAUUCUUCGAUACCGAACUUUAGUUCCAGACCGUCGUCCUUCAUGAGCGGUGGUCUAUACGGGGCUAUUUUUAGCCAAAGCCAGCAGCAUUUCGGUGGACUGUUUGGCUACGGGCCAGCCAACAAGAUGCUCAACGAGCUCUUGGGAAGACAAGUGAAGCAAGCACAGGACGCCAGCGAUCCGGACAGUAUCAGUAUGCUAUCAUCGAUUGAGGCAGCCAACGCAGCGGAUAAUAGCAAUACCCCAACGAGCAAGCAUGGAUUCGAGAGUACGACGAAUCUGAACAACAACAACAGCAGUACGACAAACAAUAACAACAGUGCUAGCAACAAUUCGCCCACAUCGGACGCAGGGUCUGUCAUGAUGGGUCGAAGGAGUAGCAACAGUCAGUGCAACACUGCCAACAACAGUGGAGCCGGUAACAACCAGCAGAACAACAGUAAUAGUAACAGCAGCAGUGGUGUUAUAGACCUUGACGGUGGUUCUAGAACACCACAGCCCAACGAUUUGGCGCAUCAUAUGUUGCGCAACAUUCUGCAGGGCAAGAAGGAGCUGAUGGCCCUCGAUCACGAACUGCGAACAGUGAGCAAUCAGAGUUCGGCCCUCGGCGACCGGAUAUCGCCCGAUAAUAACAAUGUGAUCAGCAAGAACAAUAACAUCUACGACAUUAGCAAGUGCGAAACAGUGAACGGUGGUGACGUUAGUGACUCUAGCGAACUAGGUGCUAAUAACAACAAGGUGAAUCAGAAGAACAGUGCGACCAAUAAUCAAACCAACAACAGUGAUAACAUCAACCAAUCGACUAGGCCAAUUUCUCUGGACUCGAACAAUAGCAAUUGUGAUGAUAUGCUAGCCUCGGAUCUGGCCCAUACCGAGCGGCUAUUGAACGGUGUGAGUGGUAGUGGAAAUGGUACCGGUUCAACCGGUGGCCGGUGUUCUAGUGUGAACCCUAAACAGGAGAAGAGUGAUGUGAUUGACGAGCUGGUGGCAUCGCUUCCGGAUGAGGUCGAUGAAACCAUGCCGUCACCUGCCUCGGGCAGCAACGGUGUGAUAAUUACCAAGCAGGAACUAGAUAUGGACGAUUGUCUGGAGGAUAAAGACCGGGACGAUCGGACGCCAAGCCCGGCCCCGAGCAAGAACGAUUCGGAAUCGAUGACGCUGAAGCGGGCACGAGUGGAAAACAUUGUGUCGUCGAUGCGUGCCAGUCCUGCCCUGUUGGGUUCCCAGCAGGGACAGGUCAACGGAUGCAAGAAACGUAAGCUGUACCACCCGCAGCAACAUGACAAUAGCGCCGCUGAGCGGUAUGCUGCCGCAGCCGCGGCCGGAUUAAAUCUCGGUCUAACACUGCAGAACUUCAUGCUGGGGGCCAGCGCAGAUCCGGACGAUGACGACGACGAUAUGGAAGUCACUCCGCAUCUCCACCAGAAGCGUGUCGAGAAAGACGUACUUAAGUCCCAGCUGCGAUCGAUGCAGGAACAGCUCGCCGAAAUGCAGCAGAAAUAUGUGCAAUUAUGUUCCCGGAUGGAGCAGCAGUCCGACACCCAGGAGGUGGACGACAGUGCCAGCGAUAUCAUGGAGGACGAUUCCAACAACCCGGAUCUCUCGCCAGACAAGUCUCUUAUCCAGAGCUCCCCAGCUUCGACCCCUAUCAAGGACAUGGGUAAGAAUGCCGAUGCAUCCAGUAUGCUGCAGAUGAUGAGCAAGAUGAUGUCGGCCAAAAUCCACAGCCAGCUGCCCACGCAUCCGCACAUGCCGGGUGGAUUCAACGGUACGCACCUGUUCCUACAGCAUAUGCAGCAGCAAGCUGGUCUACCGCACGACGGAAUGAGCCAGCACAGUCAGAUGAGUAAUGCCGCCAUGUACCAGAAACUGUUCAUGGAACAGGAAGCGCGGAUGGUGAAAGAAGUCGCCGAGCAGCAAGAAAGGAAUCUGCAAAACUCGGCCAAUCAACAACUCCUUCAGCAGCAGGCUCUGCAACAACAGCAAAUGCAGCAGCAGCAGCAACAACACCAGGAACGGAAUAGCAACAACCAACAGCAAAUGAUGCAACAGCAACAGCAGAACCAACCGCCCCAACCGCAGUUGCAAUCUCCUCAGCAUCAAUCAAACCAAUCCCAGCAACAGCAACAACAGCAGCAAAUGCAACUGCAGCAGCAACAACAGCAGCAAAUGCAGCAACACCAACCUCCCUCCCAGCAAAAUCACAUCUCACCGCCACAAAUGCCACCGAUGCCGCAUCUACCGCAGAUCCCGAAGGGUUCAUCCAUUCCCUCGGAUCUGACUAGCCGGCUGAACAUGAUGCGAUCCAGCGUCAGUUCGGUGGGACCCAUGUCCGGUUCGGACCUGGAAGGCCUAGCGGACGUACUAAAAACGGAAAUCACUGCCUCGUUAUCCAAUUUGGUCGAUUCGAUCGUGACGAGGUUCGUCCACCAGCGACGGUUCCUAGGAAAACAAUCGGAAGCAGCGGCAGCCGCAGCGGAACAACUCAACAAGGACCUUAUGAUGGCUUCGCAGCUACUGGACCGCUCCAAGUCGCCGCGGACAAAAGUUUCUUCAGAACGCGGACCCACCUCCGGCAACAGCAGUAGCAGUCAAUCAGGUAAUGGACCAAUGCUUAAUACUAAUCUUAACAGUGCACCCAACCCAAACCAGCCUCCCGCUGGCAAUCCGAUGAUCCCCGGUCAGCAGGGUAAUGGGCCCCGACUGAACGGCCAGGCGUUCCCUCCGAUGGGAAUGCCGAUGCACGUGAACAACGCGCCCACGCACGACCCCAAAACCAUGAACAACAUGAACCAGCUCAAUAUGCCACCUCAUGUUCGACCUUCUCCUUCUACAGCUAUGUUCCAAACGCCGAAGCCACCGCAGAACCUCAACUCGGUAGCCGCCGCAGCCCUGUACAACUCGAUGAGUGCGCUGGGCAACACUCAGGUGAAUCCUUUCUGUAUGCCCGAACCUCGGGAAAACCCAGAGCAAGCCGAAGCCCUGAGUCUGGUUGUGACGCCUAAGAAGAAGCGCCACAAGGUAACGGAUACCCGAAUCACGCCACGAACCGUGAGUAGGAUCCUCGCCCAGGACGGAAUCAUCCCAUCCGGAAAUCCGAUCCAGCUAGACCAAAACAAUAGCAAUCAAGGUAGCAACACCGCAAGCAGCAACGGCAGCUUGAACAGUGUCAACAACGGCAACAAUAACAACAGCAACAACAAUAACAACAACAACAAUAAUAGCAAAAACAACAACCAGCAGCAGUUCAACAGCCAACCACCGAGUGUGCAAGCGAGCACCCCUACCGAGAGCCCCUCUCCCCGAGGAUCGUUCCAUCCGCCACCCCCUUCGAUGCUGCCGGUGUCGCUGCCUACAUCCGUGGCGAUACCGAACCCCUCCCUCCACGAGUCCCAAGUGUUCUCGCCGUACAGUCCCUUCUUUAACCCUCAUGGCCCCCCGCACGGUGGUCCCCAUGGACCGCAGCCUUCGCAGUUCCAUCACAUGAAAGUGUCCUCGAGCCCGCCCGGCAUGAACGGCAUGAUGGACCCCCGAGAUUCGCCCCCGCUUCCGCACCCGCCCACGAUGCUGCACCCGGCGCUGUUGGCAGCUGCCCACCACGGCAAUUCGCCCGACUACGGCCACAUCCGGGCCUCCAUGGACGUCAACGACCGCAACUCGGACUGCAACUCGGCGGAACUGUCCUACAACGGCAUGGAGCCUACUAUAUCCUUUUCAAAUUCCUUAACUCCGGUGUACUCGUCGACAUUGACCCCGAUGCAUCUGCGCAAGGCGAAGCUGAUGUUCUUCUGGGUCCGGUACCCGAGCUCGGCCGUCCUCAAGAUGUACUUCCCGGACAUCAAGUUCAACAAGAACAACACCGCCCAGCUGGUCAAGUGGUUCUCCAACUUCAGGGAAUUCUACUACAUUCAAAUGGAGAAGUACGCCCGGCAGUCGGCGAGCGAAGGCAUGAAGAACGUGGACGACAUCCAUGUGAGCAACGACAGCGAGAUCUACCGUGUGCUCAACCUGCACUACAACAGGAAUAAUCAUAUCGAAGUGCCCCAAAAUUUCCGAUACGUCGUUGAGCAGACGCUGCGGGAGUUCUUCCGCGCGAUACAGGGCGGCAAGGACACCGAGCAGUCGUGGAAGAAGUCCAUCUACAAAAUCAUCUCCCGACUGGAUGAUCCCGUGCCGGAGUAUUUCAAGACGCCCAACUUCCUCGAGCAGCUGGAGUAAGUUGUUGCGAGCCGUCGUCGUCUACCAGUACCAGAACAAAACAAUAAACCUAACACAAUAAAACAAAUCUUACGCUAGUAAUCAACACAGAGAGAGAGAGCAACAAUUGAUUGGCGAGGGGUGACAGCGAGGCGAACGUUUUCGCUGUCCCCAAACGUCAGAAACCUGCAAACACCGAAUCAAUAACCAAAAUAACUGAGGGAAAAAGAGUAAAUAAUAAAUUUAAACAGAGGGAAAACAAAGACAAAGAUAAGAAGUUACUUUAUUAAUUAUAAAUUUAAAGCAAAUUAUACAAAAUUGUUAUCUAAACAAAUUUAAUGCAAAAAAGAAAUUUAAUUUUAGAGAAAGUAAAAGUAACACAAAGUAUAAAUAUAUUGUUUAAAACAAACAGGAAGAAGGAGAAGCAAAAACAAACCAAAACCUAAAAACCAAGAACAAACCAUCUAAAUAAGCGAAAGCAUAAGACAUAAGAGAAGUAACAACAAUUUGUGGUUCCUAAUAAUGUAGUGUGCUUACGUCCGAAUAACAAACAAAAAACGAGGAAAACAGGAAGGGAAGCAGUCAGACGGCAAGCAAAAUUCAAAAACAAAAACACAAAAGUACUUAUACGAGACUCGGUAUACUCGCGCGUUUAGGCCUUCAUUUCAGAAAACACAACCCAAAUUUUAAAGCAAACAAGCAACAGAAACCCAUUCGAGAACUCUCAGAAAGUCUGGAGGAAAUAGAUUUAACGUGAAAUUUAUAAACAAAGGGAAAAAUCAUCUAAAAUUAAAUGUUUUGAAAACGAAACUAACCUCAAAAAAGUAAGAAAAAAAACGAAAGCGAGCAGCCGGACGUUUUGGCGAAAUCUAUCACGGAAUCGGGCCGGGCUAUUUCGGUAAAUAUAGGAGAGACGGAUGUAUAAGAACACCAAAAGAAGGACGACUUCAAGGAUCGUCUCAUCGUCGUCGUCACCGGUGGUGACGACACCGAGAGUAAACUGUAUUGCAACUAGGGACGUUCUUUCGGAAAAAAUACUAAACAAUGAAAACAAUCAUCUUCUAGGGAGUUAGCGGAUGGCAGCGCGACAUUCAGGAGCAGUCAAAAUCGUAGACAACUUUUGAAGCCACCAAAAAAUAACGCGUGAAAAUGGAUAAAAAUAUUGUAAUUUUAACGUUUUGGGCUCCGGGGGUACGGAUUUCCCGCAUGUAGGGGAAGCAGCCCCCGGUCGACUUGUGUUAUUUCCAACACUUGUUUGUACAAUGUUCAGUUGAUGAUUAUUUUCAACGGUGGACGAUGCUUCCGCGCUGGACCCGGUGGUCCAGCUGGGAACCAUCACCCACCAAUUCUGUACACUGAUUUUCUAUCGAACCAGGAAAAAUGAGGGAGAAAAUAUGAACUUUUGGCAAAACCCAAAAAAUCAAGCGUGAAUUACAUGAACAUAACCUAAAACCAAACCUUUUAGACCUAAGGAAUUUUGGCCGCGAAACGACGCGCUACGCUUGCUGUGUUUUCUUCGAGGUCGUCGUGGGCGUCACGCACCGUUACGCGCGCGAAUCGAACGUUGUAAAUUCAAAAACAAAAUCUUGUAAAUAAUCGAAAGGGGCGGGGGGGGUAAAGAGCGUCGGGUUUAUUUAUUAUUUGAUGAACGCAAAAAUGUGUAAUAAAUGGCAUUGUUUGUUUCUUUGUAAUCUAAAUUGUACAAAAUCGAAAGGAAUGCGAAGCGAAAGAACAUUCGUUUUUGUUUUCUUUUCCACAAAAGUUGAAUCCGCGCGGGGACUGUUUUAGGUAGCAAAAUUUGUUUUCGUUCUUUGAGUAUUACACUGUUUCGGCAAGUACGUUUAGGCUAAAAUUUUAACGCAAACUCGAGUGAAACGUUUCGGCUGUUUUGGACUUUCUUUCGUGGUCGCUCUGGGGGUGAGAAUGGGGCAGCUUUUGGGCAACUGUUUUGGCUUUUUUUUCAGAGGGAAAAAGGUGUGUCGUGGGCAAGUGUAACGCUACGUAACGUGCACGCGAUCGAAUCAUAGCAAGCAAGGUGCGUCGGUUCAUAAACAAAGCAAAAACGUUGUUGAAAAUUGACAAACAAAAGUAAAACUCUUUCGGCGUAAGUAAGGUAAAGUAUGAGAAUUCAAAAAAUCUUGUAGAUAGUCGUGUUCGUGCAGUAAAGGCUACUGAAAAAAUCCUUUUCCUCUAACCAUUAAGGCAUAAAACAUUCCAAAUUUUAGCGAUGUACAUUUUUUGAACGCAAAAUUAUCAACAUCUGACGAAUAACGGCACAGGUUGUUAAUAUUUCUAGGACGUUAGGGUGGUACCACUAUUGUAUUGUUUAGCGAUUAAGUGAAAUUUUAUGCUUAUUAUUUGCGUUUUAAGUUCUCAUUUUAGAGCGACUGUCGGAUGAGCUGCUUUGGCACUGGAAUGAGUUUCGAGAUUCGAUGGUGGUUUUUAGAAAUUCGAUUGUCGCAUCACAAAACAAACUUUUAGGCCAAUUCCAUCACUAGAAAUUUUCAGCAAUAGAAAGGGAGGUGAAUUCGACACUUCCAGCAAUUGGACUACCAGGAAAAGGCCACUAUUCGGUAACUGGAAACCGUUUUCGGAGUGCCAGCAUGAGCAGCUCAUCCAAAAGCAUCGCCACAAUCUAAAUCAUACCAAAGUUAAUCAAAGGUAAACGAAUACGUUUCCCCCACUAGUCUCUACUUGUAUGAAAUCACUUUGACUGAGUUGUAUUGGAAUUUUUCGCGUAUCGAGUAGAGGAAGAAACCGCCUAUUUUCCAUUAAUUUAUGACGUGGUGCGGGAAAGUUUCUCGUAGAAGGAGAAUAUGCAGCUAAUGCAACAAACGAGGUACAAAUGGUGUACAUUUUGGGCGAUGGAAGAAUCCAAACAACUAGCGGUAGUAAGCGUAACCUUUUCAAGCAAAAAUUUAGAACGAUAAACAACGUUUUAUUGUGAGUUUCCUAGUCUUGUGUAUCGAAUAAGUUCAUCGUUUCUGAAAAGGAAAAUUAACGCGAACGCCCGAGUAAAAGCAUAUUUCGGCGUGAAAUGUAGACUAUAAACCAAUCACACGGUUCUAUCGAAAACGAUAAAAUAUAAUUUGGAAAAUUCGUGUAAAGCAAAAACAGAAAAAAAUAUCUAGCGAGUAAUUUAUUGGGUAAGCGUUUGAAACUUAUUUAAACUGUGCUCUGGUAAACAGAAGCAUCAUUGUAUAAUCUUUUAUUUAAAACAUGGAAAUAUCAAGAAAAUUGGUUAUUUUUGUAACUGAAUUAUAAAUUUAUAUUAUUAUUAUUGACAUUAAUGGAAAAUGUACAAAAAAUAAAUCUAAUCGUAUGAAAAGUUAAUCAAAAUUUUUAUAAUUUCCGAAAUCUAAUUGGCAACACUUCCUUAAGUUUCCAUUCUUCGUACAAAAAAUUCAUUUUCGUUCGUUUUCUUUUCUUCAUUCUCUUCCGUUGAUUUCUUAUGAAAAAAAAAAGUUCAGGAGAGUCAUAGUCCUAAAAAGCGUAACUAUAUUUAUAUCAUGCCUUCAAAAUUUUAACGACAAUGUAACUGAAAUUGUGAUAUUAAAAAUAGAACUCUCGAAGAGGCAUCCCCGUCCGGCUUUGGCAGCACGGCGCGAAGUGAACCAAGAACGAGGCAAACGUGAUGAAAAUGGCGAUGGGUUUCUUCGAUUUAGGAUUCGCAAGCAAACACUCGCUCUAAGGUUCCUAUAGAUUUAAAAACCUCCUCCGUACACUAACCUACGAAAAAAAAAUGCGUGUGCUGUUCAGGCACGGGGAGGUCCCGUACCUCCCCAGCCUGUUGCCGAAGAUUUUACGUAACACACACCGACAACGACGUCCAAUAUCACCCGAGCUGUGAUGGUUGAGCGCGUUUUAGAAAGUGUCAUCGCUUGCGAUUCGUGUCGAAGAUCCCGGCGCGAUUGGACGUUUUCCCGGUGAGUCAUUGGAACGUUUCGUCCUGUGCUGGGAUCAAGCCCUCAGAUCGGGGAAACCUCGCGACCUCGAGAGAAUAGUAAAAAUUAAGGGAAAAUUAAGCUUUCGGUAUCUCAAAAUAUAAUCGCGGUGAAUCGACUUCGAUUCACCGGGGAGAAAAAUUACACAAACUUUUGGAUAUUUUUAGGCACGUGAUAUAAAAUGUAAACCAAAAAAAAGUAAAACGUAUUUGUACACAAACAUUGAAACAACUCUUAACGUUUUUGGGCGAUCGACAUGCAAAAUUUGUUACCAGUUUUUCGGCAACCAAGACUAACCGGACGAACCUUUCGGAAUGACAAGCAAAAGGCAUACUUUUCGGUUUGUUGUAUUUGUGGACUUAUUUGUUUCAGUGUAGGGCGCCCGAUUGAACUGUCUUGGGGUGAGAUCGACGGUGGAAUUUUCGGGUUUGUGAUAUUCGGACCGAUUCGGAUGGCUUCGGAGCAAUUGUGGGAAUGCCUUUGGGAACUCAGGGAAAUCUGGUAGUCCGUAAGUGACCUUAUGAUAACUCCCUUCGAAAGCCACAGCGCAGCGCUUCGAGACCCAGUGACCAGCAACAAACACAAACAGACACAGCAGCAUAAAUGAAAAUAGAUAAGGCAUUAGUUCAUAAGCAGCUCUCAACUUACAACAAUUACAAUAUAAAUGGUAGUGUUACAUUAUAUUUAAUUAUUCAAACCAAGAUAUAACUUACUCUUAUUAAUCAGUGUGUUUAAACAAUAGUAUUGCAAGCAAACAAACAAUAGCCUACUCUCAUCAUAAACAAUAAUCAACCACAGCAAACAAACAGAAUUUGAAUUACAACCAAAACUCACUGGUUCCGAAGGAGUAACUGCGCUCAGUGCAGAGAUUUGGACGCUGUGCUGUGGAAAUCCCACCAACGGUACAGUUCCUUGGCCCACCAUGGAAGAAUCUCGAAAGUGUUUUCCCACUUCAAAGUUCCCGUGAAAGCGUCGGAUCCUGGCUCUGCGGCGGCAUCUGGCACAGAAGGGCCCUCGGCCGGACUGGCCUGUCAUCUUCAUUCGAUACCCCCCGGUACACGUCCCCUCUCGGAAUCGCGUUCUGGCAGCGGUUCUUCGGUCUACGUUGAUGUGCCCCCUAGGUAACUAGGCGCCGCCAGCGUCGGCAGAAGCGUCAAAGUUGUGGAAUUCUGUGGUUUUGCGCGAUUUUCAUCACGGUCCAUAACUUUCCUGUAAGCGUGUGGCCACGACCUCCAACACCAGUGGUCCACUGCCUCCGCUUCGGAACGGUGACCUCCGAGCUAACGGGGACUCUGCUUGUGGGUCGUAGCCCUCCGGCAUCGACCGUCCUCGGCUUACAAAAUAGGACGCCCAGAGCCUCACAGGUUGUCCACCGCGCGCGGGCUUUGAACACCUUGGGAACACAUUCGAAACAGUUCUUCCGGCAGAACGAUUCUGCGGCUUCGACUGAACCGAGUUCAAAACGAGUGCGCCCGUUUCGGUUCGGAUUGAAGUUUGGAUAUUUGGACGCCAGGUCGGUACCAGUGAUUGAAAUUUCGAGAGUUGAUAGGUCGGACGAGCUACCCGGUUUUCAACUAGUCCAUUCCGAAAGCUCCCCACGCCGGAUAAUCGUUCGGGAAGAUCCGAAUAUCAUCAUCCAGGUCCCCGAAAUAGGUCGAACUCUGAGACGAGACUCGCGAAGACGGUCUUCUUUUUCUCCACUUUGUUAUUUUUUUCUUCUUCCUAUCUGUGUUGACAUUAUGUUUUGGGCUGGUGGUUCAAACACGUACGUGACCGCAUCAGCUCACAUGCAGUGUGACUGAAUCCCAUUCACGCACAAAAUCAUGUUGAGGUGAAAUUUUGCAUCGCCAACAAUCGCCAAGCAAAGUAAUCAUUGGAAUAUUUUGUUUUCAAUUUAUUUUUGACAGUACAGGAGAAGAAAAUGCUGAUCGGAGUGAAUUUUGGCUUCAAAAUUUAUCUCGGAUAGCAAUACUUUCCUCGUUUUAGGUAACGUAAUCAAACGGGCUACAACUGACAGCUCAGUUGGGCUGCACUUGACGUUGCUUUUUUUCCUCUUCGCGAGUCUCGUCUCAGGUCGAACUCAGACAUUCAACAGGGCAAAGAGUAGUUGUAAAUAUAGUGAUUUCUUUUAUACUUAUCAGUUCAUUAUUCAUUCAUCUCUAAAUUGGCUUUAUCUUGUAGUGAUCAACUUCCAAGAAUUUCUCUUCCAAUAAUUGGCGUGUGAUUGGCUUAAAAUACAUCGAUUGGCGCAGCAAAACCAAUGGUAAGUGAUCAAAAUUAUCGCAUAAAUUUAAAUUUUCUGGAAAAAUCAUACGUAUUUAAUAACAUUCGAAUGGAAAUUCUGGGCGGAGCGUAUUUCUUGUACAACCCCUGUUAAGGUCAAAUUCAAAACAGUGAAAACGAAGCGUUACGGACCGUUACAUCAGCUUCAAGCGUUCGUAUGUGAACCGCGGGCGCCGUAAAUCUGACGCGACGUGCAUACUUUCAGGCGUAUUACACCACAUCCAAGCGUUCGGACGCCAAAAUUACACACUGAAACAAGACUGAUUUUGCGAACCAAAAGAAACACCACCUGCAAUAGUUGUCGAAAGCGCACGCACGCACGCGAGAAACCACACAAUGCACCGCAGCGCAGUCGGCACCACGCGGUUCACACUCUAUAAGCAUCCUUACACGAGUUCAAUUAAAAAAAAACCGAAACGGAAACACGUUAAACCCACACGUCUUUUAUAUUGAUAGGUUAUCGUUUGAUACUAACUAGGACCAGUUUUAUGCUACCCAAAUCAAAUCAAACCAAGUGCAAUAAUACGUAAACUUUUAGCGAAGCGACGGAACCAAGAAGCACCCACAAUGUACACAAUGGACACAACUCUACAAAGCAAAAAUCAUCGGGCAUCCAGAAAUUGGAUCAACAUCCUCAUAUGUUAAAAUCAACGCAUAUUUUAAUUUAGAAAAGAGCUAUCGCCUUCGAAAGAAUUUCAUUUAUUCAAAAGCUUCCCUCGAAUCGACCGCGAUUAACGGACUUUUGUUUCCAAAAGCAAUAGAACGGAGCGUAGAUAUGUGCUUUUAACCACUCUGUGUGGAACCAGACUAGGUUUUGCCUUCACUCCCAACAAAUGGAGUAGUUUUUCAUCACCCAAUUGGCAGUUUGUUUUGCAGAGAAUCAAGUUUCCCGAUGUGAUGGGUAACGCAUUAACUUUCGGUAAAGUAGAAUCAUCCUCAGUUGAAGUGAAUUUUCCGGCCACUCUUAUCAGAAGAGAAAAGAGCCUCUCAAUAGAAUUCGACGGCCGAUUCGUUAGGUUUUGAAAAAUGGUGUCCUUUUGAAGUGUGAUGCUAUUGAAGUUGAUUUGAUUUUCAAACGGGAAUAGUUUUAAGGCAUUAUCAAUAACUACAAUCGGUGAAACACAAAAAACGCAAUACAGUUUACAAUAAACAAAUCAAACCAAAAGGGAAGAACAAACUAUUAAAAAUAAAUAGAUCUGAUAUUUAGCACAGGAAGAAACAGAAACCACAAACAACAACAAAACCAGUUACUUUUAUGAAACAACAGCAAAAUCUUCAACAACAACGCAAGGAAAAUGUUCGGAAUAUUUUUGAACUAACUUUUUUGGAAGCAGAAACUGUUUGGCAUCGUUUCGAGAGCUCUAUUUUGUAAAGCAAAAACGCGGAAUGCAGCCCAAAAACAGGAAAAACAUUUCGGAUCGUUUUGAAUUAUUUAGUUUGACAGGUUCAACAACACCAUCAGCAAACAACAGUUGCAUCAAACAAUAGAAUAAUGAACAAGAUCACCAUCUACUCCAACCAGUAAACAAUAGAAUCAAUCCGGAGCGCGCUACCAAGCGCAAAAGCUCCCACCACAAACCAAUUCAGUAAUAAAAACCGGACUUGACUGAUAACAACCAGAACCUUCCGAAUACACGAACGAACUCAGGGAAUAAUGCUACAACCAUUCGAUAUUUUCAUAUACACAGACGUGGCACUCCGCGGCGUAGGACCGCGGGGAACACCGUUUUCCAUUUUUUGACAGAUUGAACUACACACCUAACAGAGUCUUGCGAGAGGAACGCGGGAGAAAAAUAGUGAGUAAAUAUUAAUAUCCUUAAUUGAACAUAAACUCAAACUCAAAUUCAAGUAAAAUAGCCAAAAUAAACAGCAUAUAUAAUCAGUAUUUGUAUUUACAGUAAAUCAAACGCAAACACACACACAAUUGUCAUUGUAUAGAAAACACACUUUCCUCCACUAACCGCCAAUUCAAUACCGAGAUACAAAUCAAAUAGAUGAACGAACGAUAUAAUUGUUGAAAACUUGUUAAAGCCAUAGCGGAAGCUGAAAAUUUCAUGAAACUACAUGCAAAUCAAAUAAAUGAAAACUUUUUUCUAACUUUCUAGCAGAAGAAGCAAAGAUCCAGAAAAAUGAAUAAAUGUCACCAAACAAGCUAAUAUAACACAAGCAAAUCGGCGUCCCGCCGGACGCCGAUCAGAAAGUUGGAAAAGUGGAAGAAACUUUUCUUUUCAAUGAGUUCUUUUUGAGUUUUAUCUAAAAUUGCAGUGAAAACCAAAUGAAACGAAAAAGCAGCGCAGGAGAACUGCCAUCGUUGAUGACAUUCGAAAGAGUAAUGGACAACGCUGCUUGAUUUUCCAUAAUGAAUACAAAUGAAACUGAUAACAAAAAAAAUACACAGGAAGAAAAAUAAUACAAUGAGAUUGGCGAAUCAAACAAUGCGAGCGGCUUAAAUGGACCGCCCAAAUCGGAACGCAAUCGAAAUUUCAAAAGCUAAAUCUAACAAUCGGAGCGAGAAAGAUUGGAACCAAUUCUCAGUCAUGUUCGUAUAUAUCAAAACGCGACAUACACGAGUGAAUUCAAAAUUCAACGUGCCAAAAGUAUGGCGAUCAAAAUUGACACUUUUCUUGUUUGACACCAUUUUUGACGAUUGGAUUUAAUAAUAUUUGAGCAAAAACUGCGGCGAAAAAAUUGACUUUCGACAUAUUUAAACAUCAUUGGAAAGAAUCAAAAGAUGAUAAAACAUUUGAAAUCAUUCUUUGGUUCGGUGAAAAAAAGCGAAGAAUUCAACAAAUUGCUAAAAUGAACAUCAAAACAAAUUUUAAUGAUCAAAAAAAAAAAAUAAAAAAACACAAAAAAAAAUCUGUAUAAAUUUUUCAAACAGUUUUAAAAUUUGAUUAUUCAAAAUAACGAUUAUUUAUCAAUUAAAUUCUACUUUAUUCGUUCUAAUAUGUAAGUUAAAAAAGCAAAAAUUAAAUGAGAUAAAAAUUGUAAUAUUAAACAAAAAUCCAGCGAUCCGGCAACCGGCGGCAGCAAACUGAAUUGUCACAACGUGCAAACCAGGCACGUGCGACCAAAACCCCCGGAAGCGUGCAGCCCCGAUCAAGCCAGGUCAGUAGGUCUCUCUGAACCACCCAUUUCCGGGGUUCCCGGCGGUUACCACUCGGGGAACCCCACGUUCGGAAAUAAUGCUGGCAAGACGGCCUGAAGUCCCAGCGAAAGAUCGGUCGGCUUGCGCCGAUUCACUGGGAACGUGCGUGCCAUCUGGUGCAAGUUCGCUGCGUUCACAUUUGUCAACUUAAGCUACCAAAAAUUUAAACCAAAUAAAAAAAAAUGGGAAGGGCGUGUGCCCCUAAGGCCGCUCAGCUUCGGUGUGUCGCCGGUUGGUGGCCCUUCGCACCCUUACUGCAUUCAUACACACUUACACACAUUUAACGCAAAGCGAACAAAAUCGAUACAUUUACGCGCGAAUGUGCAAACACAAACACAGUUUCUCAAAUUAUAAAAACAAAAAAGAAAAUCUGAUCACAAAAUUUAACGCAAACCAAGAACAGAAAAUUCCAAAAUCUUGAACAUCGCCUCGCAAGGCUCGCUCUCUGGCGCACGACCCCAGUCGAAACCAGAAGCGGAGCGAGUCAGGCGGGCGAUCGUUUCUUUGACAUGCGAGGAAAACAAGCUAAAACCGAAAGGUUUCUUAUUUUUAAAAUAACAUUGACAUGAUAUAACAAAAGAGAGAAAAAAACGUACAUAUUUCAAAAGCACCAGUGUAAAACCACACAAAAAGAAAAUCGUUUGGCGAAUCACUUUUCAAACAGUCUGGCUAAAUGUAAACAAAAACAACACCAUCGGAGGAAAAAACGUUGGGCGUCGUCGACAGUCGGACACAGCCCUGCUAAAAGAAGUCAUGGCAACAGCACCAAAAACAAAAACAAGCUACAAGCGAAUCAAAAACGUGAAGCAAAAAUCAAGGAGUUUUGUUUAGUUUUAUAACAGGAUAAACCGGAUCAAUGUGUAACAACAACUAUGAAGUUCAGUUCUGAGUUCUUUGUUUCAACAGACUUUUAAGUUCUUCCCCGAGGGCCAUUGUGAGCUCUCGGGGUAUAACGUCAAUGAAUAUGCACUAUCGUUUGAAAUGGAAAUUUUUCGUUCCUUCUGGCAGCCCUCCAGGUUGCCAGUUUUGUUUAUCGGAUAAUCAUGGUCAUUCUUAGUUGUAUCUACGUAAUGCUAUGAUUAACGAAUAACGACUUUUGGUUUCCGUUUUAUCGACAAUAGAAUUUUAUACAGAUUGCUGAGCAGAUUUAUGGCGGUGAAGAAUCCCUGCGGUAUUUCGUGACUGAUUGGUAGAAAUUUUUCCUUGUGCCGAUUUCGGAUUGGUUUGGAACCAUCGAAAUACGAUCUAAAUUUGUGAUGUUUGUCAAAAUUUACGGAAAUUUUUGGCGGUGAUCGUUCGAUCGCCUGCUGCACAGUUUUGGAAGUUGGGGAGCUCAUCGGUAAAUCUGCUCAGAGCAUAUAAAAUACACUGGAAUGAUUUAUCAUCAUUGAACGAAUAGCAAACUUUUCAUUUCCAAUUGAGUAACCAUCCUUAGUUUUAGCAAAACAAAGAAAAAAAGAAAACUAUAACCAUUAAAAUAUAACCAAAUAACAGUCACAGCAUUAGAGAUAACCAUUUUGGAAUAUUCACAGUGUUUACCCAACAGCAGAACGAUUGAACAAAUCGACCAAUCAUGGUAAAUCCAAAAUUUGUUGAUAUAUAUAAAUAACAUCCAAUAUGACAUUAAUCAGCGAUAAACAACAACUAGUACGACAACAUCUGUACAUUCACGGAAGGAAUGAAGUAUACCGACAUCACAGGUCAGGAUUGACGGUAACAUCUGGAAAAGGAAAACAACAGAAAUAAUCGAACAAAUUUUCACUUCUAUUUUUUGCAAUAGUAAAAAAUAUAUUCUCAUACACCUCGCAGCACCCCUCAGCUGCAGCAACUGAAUGGGAGUAUAUUGAACAAAGUUUUUAGUUUGCAAUAGAAACCGGAAAAUUACGGCCGGUCCUAUCGGUCAUUCGGCGUUCGCACGAAAUAUGACUAACUGAGUCGUGAACCGUGCCCGAUAGAUUCAGUCGUAUGUUUUACAAGACAAUACAGAAUGACAAUUUUAUUUCUCAUAGUUUUUCACUCAAACCAACAGCAACAGCAACAACAACAGCAGAAACAGCAUCAAUAGAUUAACAACAACAGCAAAUCUAAACCAAAUAAAGCAACAACCAGCAUCAAUUUAAAAUUGGAACGGCAAACAACACCUUGCCUGAACUGAUAAAAACGACCAUCGAAUUGACGAAGAAAGUUUUUAAAGUUUUUCCAUUUAAUUUGCAAUAGACACAACCAAACUAAACGGAGUGAUACCACUAAUCGUCCCGGUCCGAAACCGCGGAAACUCCCCAGAAAUCCCCCAGAAAACCAACAAUAGUAACAUAAACGAAACACAAAUCAACCUUGACUUAACUAUUAAGAGAACAACACAGCAAGUCCGCCGGAACCGUUGGGCGCCCGAUCGGAGCAAGUUUUGUAAUCUUUGUCGUCGUAAGGCUCACUUGUUGUACAUAGAUAGGAACCCGGUCGGAGCACCGCCAUCCGAACGCUUGCCUCCCUCAUAUUAAUAUUAACGUUGAAAGCGGCCGGACCGAUUGGAUUCGGGCUAGCGGUAUCACUCUCAGCGAAGAAAUACAACACAGACACAAAAAAGCAAAAACUGAAAUAAACCGGAAUAAUUUAAAGUACAACACAACCAUUUUUUAAUAAUAAUAUAUUAAUCUAAACACAGAAGCAAACAAUAGUAAUUAAUGAAACAAGAUGAUAUAUUUAUAUUUUUAUACAAAUCUUAUUACAGACAAAAUCAUGCAACCAUAACAAAAAACAAAUGCCGUAUUUAAGCCAAACUGAAACCAAAUUCCAUCAAAAAAGUAAGAAGAGAGAAGAGAAUAGAAGAGAACAACAACAUCAACAAUGAUUGAGUAAGAUCAAACACACACAAAUAUAUAGUCGUUUAUAUAUUGAAACAAUCUUAAACCGUAAAUUUACCAUUAAGCAUCCUUGUUUGUAACAUUUUUCUUUUCCAAACAACAAAGCAAGAAACAAAACAACAUAAUGAAAAAAAUAGAAAUAUGCGCGAACACUGACGACGAAUCAUCAACAAAUUGCAACUUGCAGCUUAUCCACCAUGAAUAAGCACCAAAAAAAUCAGCAAAACUGAAACCUUAAUAAAAAGCAAAAAAAGGCAACACGUAAUCCAAACUUCUUAAAAAAAAAAACAAGAGGAAACACUCAGCAGACUGUUAAAAAUGUGAUCAGAUAUAUAUUAUAUAUAUUAAUAAACUAAUUAAUUAGACAAAAAGGUAUAUUUAAUGACAUGCGAUGCAUUAAAUAUCUCUCAGAAGAAAAAAAAACUGUAGAGAAAAUAAGUGAGCGAUCGAGAACGAGAGAAAGAGAGAGCAAGGUAGCGUGAAAGCAUUAAUUCGUAAGAGCAGAGAAGAGUAAAACAUAAACCAAUAAAACAAAAGAACAUCAAGACCAUACUCAUCCGAGCGGGAGAGCGCGACGACACCUCGUCGAAUCGGGUACAGAAGCUUCUGUUUUCCCGCGCAUGAGUAUUCAGACACAAAAAUAUAUUUUACUUUUUCUUGUUCUUCUUUUUUUUACAAAUAUUUGCGAAUAUUCGCUGUUUAAUAUUGAAAUUUUAUAUACAAAAUGUUUUUUAUAUAUACACCAAAUUACAGAAGCACUUGCAGAAACAAGAAACAUUAAACCAGUUAUAGGAAUCCAAGCUCCGUUUGAUGAGGAAGAGUCACAGUGAAAAUAGGAAAAUAACAAACAAAAGCAAAUAUUUAUACAAAUACAGUGAUAAGCGAGAGAGAGAGCGAGCGAAACACGCCGAAUCAAGUAACAGUAAGCCAGAGUACACACAAACCAAAAGCGGGAGGAACCAACCCGGAACAAAUAUAUAUUUAUACAAGCAACAAAACAAUAUAAGUUUACACACAUACUAGCGCAAUAGAAAUACAGUAAGGGGAAAAACGUUUGAAAAAAUAGGAAAAAUUUGUACCGGCGAGAGACCACGACAAUAUUACGGGUCGCACGCGGGCACCAAAUUUUCCUAUUGCUCAAAAAAAUAAAACCAAAACCGGAUUCAGUUAACGUUACGCCAGUUCAGUUGAAAUAGUCAAAUCUGUACACGAUCCAGAUCCAGUGGAGCGGAGGGAAAUUCCGAGGCAUUUCAAUCUUCGGAAGCCGAGCAUUUACGGGGGGUUUCUUAUGCGGGGGUUUUUGGCCGAGAAUCGUCACUUAGUUCAGCUUUCCAGGAUGGCCGGAGUUGUGCGACAGGCGGUCGAAAAACGAGUUAGCAAUAGCCACCAUUUGGCACCGGUUGGGAUUCUCACCGGGACUGGCCACCACAAGGCUUAACGGCUUUGUGGUGGCCAGGAAAUGUGAAUUGAAGCGUUCUCGCUCUGGGAACUGAUGAGUAUUUGCUUUGGAUGCCGAAAAAAAAAAUCUUGGACGAUUUUAACGAGGUUUUGACUGAACUUUGAGAAAAAAAAAAACAUAAAUUUGAUUCAGUGCAAGCGUUAAGAAACGGUUGCCGUUGAAGCGUUUGUAUUUAAAAUGUUCACCCACACGCAAACAAAUAUUUACUCAGUCACUGACUUGGUUUUACUUAAAAUUCAGUUGGCCUUUUGUUUUCUUACUCAGUUUCAAUUAAAAGUGGGACAACUCAUGGGUUAUGAGUUGUCUCACUUUUAGCUUAAACUGAGCAGGAAAACUUAAAACUUAUCAAUGCCUGAGUUAGUAUUUUCUGGGUGCUAGGCGAACGCUUAAGGACAGACUUGUUAGAAUCCCAAAAUGGCCGCCACAAUGGCCGACUUUGGCACCUACUCACGAUUUCAAGGGCACAGAUCUCUUCGUAAACAAACCCAGCGCACCUGAUCUUUUUAUUUUAAGCUUAUUACAAGUGAGCAAGAGCAGAAUAAUAAAAUUCUUUGUUGUGUGAAGCUUGCUUCUUGAGAUUUGUGCGUUUGAAGUUUGGAUGCACUGGUAAAGCGGGAUGUUAAGACGUUUGUCCUUAAUGAAACGUUCCAUUGGCUGACCGUUACGUGUUUGAAAUAUUUCAGAAUUUCAAAUUUAAGCGUACACGCUCAACAGUGUACACCCUAAAUCAUCUAAAAAUAACGCACAAAAUUAAAAAAAAAUAUAUUUAACCGCGACCGAUGUGUUCAAAAAGCGUAAAAAACUUUGUUUUCUAGAUAUUUUGCAAUCAGAAGUGACCUAUGCCGAUCACCUAGCACAUCUCAGUCCUGAUCGGACAAAAUCAGUCGCAACACCCGCCGUAAAAUGCCUUUUCAAAAUCAUCAUCAAGGAAUUCCCCUCCUCGGUACAGUACACAACAGGGAUGUUAUCUUAUGAUUUACCGAUCGUGAACAAAUGCACACGUACUAUUAACCAGAAUAGCAGUUACAAACAAGUAAUCGAUACCAACCCAGCCACAUGUCGUCACCCUCUCUAUUCAGACCUCGAACGGGGGACACCGGGACCGGGCCGUCAUGUUUGUGAUAUUAAACAUCUUAACAGAGAACAAUAGUCGUUAGUGAGCCAAAUUAUACCAUUAACACAACAAAACCCUAAGUUACAGUUACAAACUACAACUUUGCCUUAAGUUUUCCGAAGGAGCACCUCACCACCAUCGUCGUGUUCCGCGAAGCAGCAAAACCAAUCAAAAAAAAUCAUUGACAGGAGUUUUCCCAGACAGAGUUGACAGAGCAGCACCGUCCGUGGGCGCUCCAAACCGGAGACCGUCUCACCUAACAUCUGAACGCGCUCUAGUUCACCAGCGGAGCGCAACGGACGGACAGAAGAUUUCUUGUCUCUGCACAGAAGCAACCGCAGCCGCCAAAGGCCAACCGACAACCGAGCCCUCUCGAAGCGGCUGCCACACUCUACCACACACAGCAGCGUAAUAUUGGUGUUUUUUCUGGAACGUAUCUACCAAGAGAUAACAGCACCGCAGCAGCUAGAACAGCGACACCAACAUCGACAACAACAACAACAUCAACGCUGUCAACAGAGAAGUUUUUCAAGCACCAACUAGCAAACUGAAAUACAUAGGUGCAACAACUGUACGAGUGCGGAGUUGUUCCACUGCC